Molecule: messenger RNA, 3850 nt
Organism: Stegastes partitus (bicolor damselfish)
Lineage: Eukaryota; Metazoa; Chordata; Actinopteri; Pomacentridae
Gene: yaf2
Product: YY1 associated factor 2
Exons: 4
Coding region: 114-674 (186 amino acids)
Biological process (GO): positive regulation of DNA-templated transcription
Cellular component (GO): nucleus
Molecular function (GO): DNA binding; transcription coregulator activity
Source: RefSeq, a predicted model, not a curated record
UCCACGACAGCUGGAAGCCGAGCGGCACAGGCGCAUCGCGUCUCUGCUGAAAUUAUUUGAAAAUAGCCAGACUUCUGCUCGUCGCAGCACCUCCAGAUAAACCCCGGUCUGGCAUGGGCGACAAGAGGAGUCCCACAAGGCCGAAGCGUCAACUGAAGCCCUCCUCCGACGAGGGGUUUUGGGACUGCAGCGUGUGCACGUACAAGAACACGGCGGAGGCUUUUAAGUGCAUGAUGUGUGAUGUCAGGAAGGGGACAUCAACAAGGAAGCCUCGUCCCGUCUCCCAGCUCGUCUCUCAGCAGCAGGUAACGCAGCAGUUCGUGUUGCCCUCGCAGCCCAAAAAGGAAAAGAAGGAGAGAGUAGAGAGGGAGAAGAGCGACAGAGAGCCGGCGCUCAAGAAGAACAGUCACAAGAAGAUGAGGCCGAGAUUAAAAAACAUCGACCGGAGCAGCGCCCAGCACCUCGAGGUGACGGUUGGGGACCUGACAGUCAUCAUAACGGACUUUAAGGAGAAGGCCAAGCCCUCGUCCACCUCGGCCACCUCCUCCAGCUCCGCGUCGUCGGCCGACCACCACAGCCAGAACGGCUCCAGCUCAGAAAACACAGAGAAGGGCCUUUCCUGCUCCUCCUCACCCCGAGGAGAGGGGAGCUCGGUCAACGGAGAGUCCCACUGAGUCGGCCCACCCCCUCAAAAAAAAAAAAAAAAAACAACCUCCCCGCCUGGUCUACAUCUCAUCUGCAAGUCCACCGGUCACCAGUGGAGCAUCCUGCCUCUACUUCAGAGCUGCACAACAGUCUUACUUUCUUUUGGAUAUCUCAGUUCCAGUAGGAAUUUUAACAAGUCAGAUUUGGCGAGUUUAAUCAGUUGAAAGAUUUUCCACAGCAGCGGAUUUAGAAAGCAAUAUGAAACACCUUUUUUUUCUGCCUGUUGGAAGCUUUUAAAUUGGAUUUUUUUUUUUGGUGUAAUCAAAAGGAUGCCACGCACUGUCCAAAGCUCGCUGCUAGAAUAUUUACUCACAGACAGCUGUAUUCUGACGAGGAUCUUCUUCAGAACUGACCUGAGAAAUAUGUCUAAAUAAAGUUUUGGACAAACUGUAGACAGAGUGCUGGAUCCUCUCGCUUUAUGAUUUCCUUCAGGUGCAUCAUGAAUCAUCUUUUUUUUUGUUCCCCUCCCCUACAAUAUUUUUCUUCAGUGAAAUGUGCAGCCCUGCUCUCACCAUCAUCAUCAUCAUCAUCAGUGGCCGACAGAGUGACCUAUUCUUCCCCCAUGUGGAAUUCUCUGCCUCUGUCUGGAAUCUUUACCUGUUGUAAACCUGAACCACCUGUUUGCUCAGUGUCCCCGCACUGAACCUGCAACCUGACAGCAAGCCUUCACUCCCGAUCUCGAUACUCUAAGCUUUUGCUCCUGGACUGCCUCUGCUGUAGAGUGACUUUUGUUUUGUUUUUUUUUGGAACAGCAUAGCGACUGUACUCCUCCCGGCACCGUUUGGUGCUUUUUGCAUAAUGUUCGGAGCAGACUGGUUCGUGAAAUGUGACUGUUAUGUUGCUGUAUAGGCACCUGUCAGGAAAGCACGUCGUGAUUUUAAAGGGAAAUCCUGGUGUCAUUGUGUUUUUCAGGUUUGUGCCACCAUCUGCUAAGCUGCAGAUACAAACAACUACUUUGUCGUCUUGAUUAUUUUGUGUAUUAGCUAUCACCAACUUAAAGAAUCGCAUUAAUUCAUGACUUGACAGAAUUAUUAGUAGCUAUACAUCAGGUUUAGCUUUUCGUUUUGGCUCACAGACUAGCCAUCGACCACACAUUGUCCAGUGAUGCUGUUCGAUGCUAGCUAGUGAAGCCCAAAGCAGAUGAUGGAUGGAUGAAAAUUGUGCUCAUGUUAAUUAAAAAUGCUAGAUCUAAGGUAUACACCAAUCAGCCACAACAUUAAAUGUUUUCUAGGCUGAUCUUGUGCCACCAAAGCAGCUCUGACAUGUCACGAACUUCAUCAGAUCUCUGAAAACGUCCUGUGGUAUCAGACAUUAGCAGCAGAUCCUUUCAGUCCUGGAAAUCGUGAGGCGGGACCUUCAUGGAAUCAAACCUUUCAGCACAUCUACAGAUUGAUCUCUUGGAGAUUUCAGAGGCCAAGUCAACACCAUAAAUUAUUCCUUAAGUCAUUCCAGGAGAAUUUUUUUGCAGUGUGGCAGGAAGCAUUGUCCUACUGAACCAUUGCAGUGAAUCAUACCGUUAUGAUGAAGGGGUAUACGUUCAAAGAAACAUCUACAUUAAUUCCAGAACCCAAGGUUUCACCACACUGCCUCUACCAUCUUGCCUUCAUCCCAUAAUGCCAUCUGUUCCCCAGCUAAACAAUGCACAUGCACCUGCCUGUCCACAUGACGUAAAAGAAAACCCUUCAGACCAGGCCACCUUCUAUUUCUCCAUCAUACAGCAUUAAGGUUUCUUUGUGAGACAGUAGCCCCUCUGUGGAAUUGGACCAGUUUUCAUUUCCAUUGCAUCAGUUACUGUCGCCAGGACCGCAGGUAACAGAAUCGACCUGCCAUUUCGGAGAUGCUCCGACCCAGUUGUCCAGCCGUCACAAUUUGGCCCAUUUUUCCAACACGUCAACUUCAAGAACUGACUUUUAACUUGCUGCCUAACAUAUCCCACAACUUCAAUGUUCUUCACCUCACCUUUCACUUGUUGUGGCUGAUUGGUUGGUUGCCUGCUCGGUAAAUAUUUUGCUAACAUACUAGCCAUAAUAGCCAAGAUCAGCAGUAUCUAAGUGCUGUUUCAUUGGGUUAAUAUCUUUUGGGCCCUCUAGCUUUUAAAAAAAAUUAAAUUACUUGCAGCUUUAGGAAUUACCCAAUCUUGUAAUGCACAACAGUCUUGGUCAUACUUCAUUUGUCACAUGAAGAAGACGAACCCUGUUACUAAUCACUGCCAUCCGUCAUGAUAAUGUCCCACCAUAGUUACUGCUCAUCACAUUUUAUUUUCUUAAACGAGAGCCAGGUUUAUCACAGCAUAGCUUCAGACAUGGAAAAAAAAAAAAAAGAAUUGCACAACGCCUGAGGAAUUGUCAAUAAAUGUAGAACGCGCUAAAGGGGUCAUAGCUAUAAAUGACACCGGUAUUUUCCUUCAUAAUCUGUCUGUGCUGCACAAACAGGGCUGCACCCGUCGGCUGUCUCGGCGGAGAACCGGAGGGUGCCGACGCCGCUCUGCUGCACCCACCCUUUUUGGAUACGGGAAGCAGAGCCGACUUACGGACACGCACUUUUAUGAGCUGUAUAGGUGAUGUCUCACAGUGUGAUGGACUUUAGAAAAACUGACGUAGCAAAAUGGCAGACCUUUAGAGCGCACUAAACUCCCAGCAGAACAACUAUAGAUCAACCUUACUACACAAUAACUUAUAAAAACCUGUAGAAUAAGUACAGAUUAAAUAGAUAUUUCUAAAAAUAUUGUACUACAAUGUUUUGAUGUGGUUGUAUUAUCCAUCAUACAAGUGUUAUUGUCGAGAUUUUUACUUAACAUUUUAGCACACAUCCUGAGAACUGUCAUGGCAUGAUAAUAUUAUGGUCUUGGUAUAUUGUGGGACAAGCCGAUGUCUCUUAGUUCGUUAGUAUUGUUUCAUGUGUCAGACGUAUUCUCUCAGGUUCGCGACUCUAGCUGGGACUAGGUGUGUGAACUCGGGAAGAACUGUUGGGACAAACAUUUGCUUAUCCAUGGCGAUAAAGGAAAGACACUUAAAAUGUGUUAGUGUCACUUAUUAAUAUAGGUUUGUUUUUGCUUUGCCAUGCUCAUUUGUUUUAAAAUGUGUGAACUUGUUUAUUACAUGUCUGAAUAAGAAAAUUACAAAAUUCAAACAGAAAAAAAAAAAAA